UUUUAUUGAACAAUUAAGAAAUGAAAGGGAAAUGUUGGGAAUAAAUUGAAAUUUGAGGGGCUUAAGUUGUCAAUCUGAAACGGGGCCCGGUUAAUUUAUAUUCGGGUCAUUCUUUCGUCCACCGGGUUUUCUUCAGAUUUUGAGCGAAGGAGGUCGCGGUUUUUGGAGAGAUCUUUUCUAAUGGCAGCCUUGGGAGAAUCAUUAUCCUCAGAGAUGGACAACACGAAUCCGCCGGAGAUUCAACAAUCUUCGCCAGUGCACCCGCCGGAGUAUCAGAAGAUCGCAACGACGACGGUGGAAAAUGCGGCUUCCUGGAUCGAUGAUGCGUUGCGUCAGGCGCUUGUAUACCAGAAGACGAUCUCGGAGACGGUGGAUUCUACCAUUGACGCCUCCAAAGCUAGAUUGUCUCAGAUUCGAGAUACUUCUGUAGCUCACACGAGCCAAACCAUCGAUUCUCUUCGAGACAUUGCUUCUGAGUAUAACGUUUACGAGCAAAUGGUGUUUGGGAAGAUUAAAGAUGGUGUGAAUGUUGCUGCAUCUCAUCCGUUAAUAUCAGGCACCUUAGCUUUUGGAGUUGGGAUUUUUGCUCUGAAAAAGACAAGAAAAUUUGUAUAUUACAAUACUGUACGCAUGUUUGUAAGUGAAGAGGCUUUGCUUUCUAGAGCUGAUCUUAAAGUAAAAGAGUUGCGACAAUCAAUGGAUCGUCUUAAAGCCGAGAGUGAAAAGUUAGAGAGAGUCGCAACUGUGGCAGAAGAGGAAUUGAUUAGAGGAAGGAUGAAACUCAGGCAAGCAGGCAAACAGAUCAGAGGUGCGAUCAGCUCAGCUUAUAAGAUUGAAAAGCAAGCAGCAGGUUUGAAAGAUGUACUAAAAGAACUGCCAACGAGAGAAGCUUCUCGAUUCCGCACUCAAAUAUCAAACCGUGCUUCUGAAGUGAAGCAAGAGAGAAACGCUUUGACAAAGGAAGUGAACAAGAUCAGCAACUAUGGUAUCUCCGUAUGAGGCAAACCAAACCCCAUUUUCGAGCUACGAAUUUGUUUAAUCUUGAGGUUCUUUAGAUGAUGGAGCAAAAUUACACAAUAAUAAUGUCUACAACAUGAUUCAAACUUUCUUUUUUGGUUUGGUGUCAAAUGCCAAAGAUGUAAUCUCUUGUUGUCUUGGGUUUUCAAGGGCUUUCGUUCUUUGGCGAUAGUUAGUAAUACAAGUUCAUGAUGAUGUUGUCAUGUUUAAGUCUCCCAUGAAGGUGUACUUUUAAAAUCCAGUUUUCCCUUUGAAUUUGUUAUAGUUUCAAAUUAGAUUCCAUCUUUAA
Arabidopsis lyrata subsp. lyrata is the source of this 1306-nucleotide messenger RNA. RefSeq lists its product as uncharacterized. The transcript has 9 exons. Gene Ontology annotation, biological process: regulation of glucose mediated signaling pathway. The coding region runs from base 181 to 999 and encodes 272 amino acids. The record is from RefSeq and is a predicted model, not a curated record. Lineage: Eukaryota; Viridiplantae; Streptophyta; Magnoliopsida; Brassicales; Brassicaceae.